Messenger RNA from Danio aesculapii, 4888 nucleotides. Its product is annotated as tripartite motif-containing protein 16-like. Gene Ontology annotation, molecular function: protein binding; zinc ion binding. NCBI's taxonomy places the organism in Eukaryota, Metazoa, Chordata, Actinopteri, Cypriniformes, Danionidae. The transcript is spliced from 6 exons. The coding region runs from base 11 to 1717 and encodes 568 amino acids. The record is from RefSeq and is a predicted model, not a curated record.
GAGCAGUAAAAUGGCAGAAUGCAGUGUGUCUUUGGCUCAUCAUUUCAGCUGUGCGGUGUGUCUGGAUCUCCUAAAGGAUCCAGUCUCCAUUCCCUGUGGACACAGUUACUGUAUGAGCUGCAUCACAGACUGCUGGAAUCAGGAGGAUCAGAAGAGAGUCUACAGCUGCCCUCAGUGCAGACAGACCUUCAGCCCCAGACCCGCUUUAGCUAAAAACACCAUGCUGGCUGAGGUGGUGGAGAAACUGCAGAAGAGCAAACUACAAGCUGCUGGUCCUGCUCAGAGUCCCGCUGCAUCUGGAGAUGUGGAGUGUGACGUCUGUACUGGAGCCAAAAACAGAGCCGUCAAGUCCUGUCUGGUGUGUCUGAACUCUUACUGUCAGACUCAUUUUCAGCGCCAUCAAGAGCUGAAUCCAGGAAAUCGACACAAAGUGACUGAAGCCACUCGACGACUGCAGGAGAUGAUCUGUCCUAAACAUGAGAAACCCCUGGAGAUCUUCUGCCGCACUGAUCACUGCUGUAUAUGUUAUCUGUGUAUGGUGGAUCAACACAAAAACCACGACACUGUUUCAGCUGCAGCAGAGAGAACUGAACAACAGAGUCGGCUGAGGGAAACCCAGAGCAGAUUCCAGCAGAGACUCCAGGAGAGACAGAAGGAGCUGGAGGAGCUGAGAGAGGCUGUGGAGUCUCACAAGCGCUCUGCACAGGCCGCAGUGGACCACACCGAGAGGAUCUUCACUCAGCUCAUCUGCUGGAUUGAGAGAAGCCGCUCGGAGCUCACGCAGAUGAUCAGAGAUGGAGAAAAGACUGCAGUGAGUGGAGCUGAAGAACGACUGGAGCGACUGGAGCAGGAGAUCAAUGAUCUGAGGAGGAGAAACGCUGAGCUGGAGCAGCUUUCACACACAGAAGAUCACAUCCAUUUCCUCCAGAGUUUCCAGUCUCUCUCUGUCCCUCCUGGAUCUACAGACUCAUCCAGCUUUUUUAGCAGCUCGCAGCUCGCUUUUGAUCAACUUGCUAAAUCUGUGUCUCGUCUGAGAGACAAACUGCAGCAGUUCUGCACUGAGGAGAUAGAUAUGCUAUCUGGCAUAGUGAGCAGCAUUAGCAUCAUUCCCGCUCCUGAACCAAAGACCCGUGAGCAGUUCCUCCUGUAUUACCAUCGACUCACUUUGGAUCCAAACACAGCGAAUCCAAACACAGUUUUGUCUGAAGGAAACACAGUGGUGGAAUAUAACGGUUCAGUCCAGUCAUAUCCUUAUCAUCCAGACAGAUUUGAUAGCUGGUGGCAGGUGUUGUGUAAAGAGAGUGUGUGUGGACGCUCUUACUGGGAGCUGGAGUGGAACGGACAUGGUUUUUUGUAUAUAUCAGUGUCAUAUAAGAGCAUCAGCAGAAAGGGUUGGGGUAAUGAACGUAAAUUUGGACACAAUGAUCAGUCCUGGAGUUUAUACUGCUCUGUUAACAGUUUCUCAUUCUGGCAUAAUAAUAUAAAGACUGAUCUCCCUAAACCCUCCGUCAGCUCCUCUAGAAUAGGAGUGUAUGUGGAUCACAGUGCAGGAACUCUGUCCUUCUACAGCGUCUCUGACACAACAAUGAGCCUCAUACACACACUCCACACCACAUUCAAACACGCACUCUAUCCUGGAUUCUGGCUUGAGAAAGAUUAUAAAAGUCUAUCCGGUCAAUCUUCUCCAAAAAUAACAAUCUGUGAUCAUACAAUAUAGAAGGUACAGAUACCUACAAUAUUUUGAGAAAUAUAAUUUUUCAUGUUUAUAAUUUACUAAAUAUAACAAUUAGCAUUAGGAUAAUUUGUUAAUUUUAUUCAUAAGUGAAGUUUAGUUAUAAACAAGUUUCGAGAGGAUCACGUGCUUAUGAUUGCUAGCGGCUGGAUCCGCAUUAUCCAAUUCUCAAUGCACCAAUCAGACGACUCCUAAGCUACUACAAAUACCCUGGGUUACGUACCACCGCUAUCUUCGUUUUGAAGAAUCCCCCCAUCCACCCCUACUCCUCCUUCCUAGAUAGGUGACACGGUGGCCCAGUGCUUAGCACUGUUGCCUCACAGCAAGAAUGUCUCUGGUUCUAGGCUUUACCAAACCAGCAGACAUUUCUGUGCGGAGUUUGCAUUUUCUCCCCGUGCUCACGUGGGUUUCCCCCGGGUUCCCCGGUUUCCUCCCACCGUCCAAAAAACAUGCAACAUAAGUUAAUUGACUAAUCCAAACCGGCACUAUAGACAUGCUCCUAGUAAAUGGUUAUCUCUCAAGAGCAACCACUGGCUGUUCAUUGGUUAUUAAAGCGGGGGAGUUCUCGAGAUCUACCUGAGCUCAAACUCCCUUCUUGCCUUGCAACAGGAGGGAGCCCCGGGCUUGAGGAUCUUAUGAGCUCAGGGCUCUCUCCCGGGACAGCAUGCCAAACAAGCUUAUAAUUAAUCAUCAGCUAAGUGUGAACUCUUGAAGUUGCCAUGAAGCGAGAUCUGUAAAGAUGCACAGAUAUUUUGGCUGAUUUUCAUUCAUUCAUUUUUUUUUCAGCUUAGUCCCUUUAUUAAUCCAGGGUCGCCACAGCGGAAUGAACCGCCAACUUAUCCAGCACGCAGCAGAUGCCCUUCCAGCCACAACCCAUUUCUGGGAAACAUCGACACACUCAUUCAUUCACACUCAUACACUACGGACAAUUUAGCCAACCCAAUUCACCUGUACCGCAUGUGUUUGAACUGUGGGGGAAAUCGGAGCACCCGGAGGAGAACAUGCAAACUCCACACAGAAACGCCAACUGACCCAGCCGAGGCUCAAACCAGCGACUUUCUUGCUGUGAGGUGACAGUGCUACCUACUGCACCACUGCGUUGCCUGGCUGAUUUUCAUUACAUUUAAAAAUCAUGAGCACAUCAGCUAUAAAAUAGACAAAGUUUUGAAUAAAUUGUGAGAAGGGAAAUGUCAGCUGCAUAAUCCUCUGUGGAAAAAUAAUGAAAACUUGCCAAAACAAAAUGAAAUGUUUACAUACAUUAGCAUUAGUUAGUCAUAAUAAUAUUAACAAAAAUAAUAUAUAAAGGACAAUAUUGGCCUGUUGAAUAAUGGAUCUAAUUCAUGUUCAUUGAUACGAUGAAGCAUCAGUUAGGCCUGUCACAAUAAUCAAUAUAUCGACUUCUCGCACAACACAUGGACAUGACCUCAAUCAUUUAUGGUGAUGCAAUAUAUAUAUCGCCCAUACAUGAAAACCAAUUCUAGCAACAUUUCAGCUGAUAGUGCAACAUAUCCUGGACGUGUCAGUGUCAGUAUGGUUAAAAACAAUCCAGUAUUUACUAUAAAUUACUAUAGUAUAUUUUCAUGUGGAUGUCUGGCAGCUGAAAAUAGAUCUGGUAGCAGAUAUCGCAGACUCUGUUAUUCUUCACCUUACACUUUUUUGUUAACGUUGAUUAUUAUUUAUUUAGGAUGUGCAUUUUCACAUUCUGAUUCCAAUACCUCAUUAUUAAAUUGUUAAAAUGACUAUAAUUAAAGGAAAUAUUCUUAAGAAUAAUAUAUUAUGUGUUGAUUGGAAGAGUGUACUUGCUAUAUAUAUAUAUAUAGUCAUUCUGGCAUUAUAUAAUGAGUGCCAUAAAAUGGUCUUAAAAUGACAAUAAUAUCGUUUAUUGCAAUAUAUUUUGGUGCAAUACAUCGUACAAUAUUCAUUCAUUCAUUCAUUUUCUUUUCGGCUUAGUCCCUUUAUUAAUCUGGGGUCGCCACAGCGGAAUGAACCGCCAACUUAUCCAGCAUUUGUUUUAUGCAGCGGAUGCCCUUCCAGCUGCAACCCAUCACUGGGAAACACAUACACACUUAUUCACACACACUCAUACACUAUGGACAAUUUAGCCUACCCAAUUCACCUGUACCGCAUGUGUUUGGACUGUGGGGGAAACCGGAGCACCCGUAGGAAACCCACGCGAUCGCAGGGAGAACAUGCAAACUCCACACAGAAACGCCAACUGACCCAGCGACCUUCUUGCUUUGAGGCGACAGCACUACCUACUGCGCCACUGCCUCGCCCACAUCGUACAACAAAAUAUAGAUAUUGCGACAGGCCUAGCAUCAAUAAACCAGCUAGUAAACCUUAAUGCAUGUAUUUUUUAAUUAAUUUUGCUAAUGUAAAACACUGAUCUACAUUAAUGACAAACGUUCAAUUAAGUGAGAAAGAGACAAAUAUCAGUAUCAUCAGUACAACAAGUAUUGGACCGUUUCUUUUUACAUUUUAAAGUAAAUACUCAUUCAUAAUCAUGUCAUCAUAUUUUUCACUUUAUUUAGAAUGUAAGGGCAAAUGUUUGACCAAAAACAUUUGUAAAACUCAUAAUUACAGGUCCAACAUAAAAAUAUUAAAUAAUCGCAAAAUAAAAUGCAAAAUGUAAACGUUGUAUUUUCAAGAUUACAACUUUCUCCUGAUGCUAUUAUUGGAUCAUGUAAAAUAUUGUAUCAUUAUAUGUUUCUGUCUUAUAAAAAAGUAUUAUUGUAAACAAUGUACACAAUAUAAACGAAAGAGAAUAAUAUGAAACGAUAGACUUUUUAUUUUGUCCAUACAAUAUAUAGUCAUAUUGCACAGCCCUAAAACUGCAUUUUCUUUACCUCACCUAUAUUAGUUAUAUUAUUAUUCAGUCUUAUCAUUGAAUGUGUACAUUCAGUGGAGCACUACACAAAACAUUUAAAGUUGUAGUAUAGUGUUGGUUUCGUGAUAUAAACUAUUUUAUCUGAAUGAUAUAAUAAUAUAUAUUUUUAAAAUCUAGGUAUUUUUUCUAUGCAUAUAUUCUUUUUUCCAAAGGAUUGUCUAUUUGGUUAUCUUUUAUUUCUCAAACUCAUGUCAUAAUAUUGUAUUUCUUAUCAAUACUUAAAUUUCUUUUUAUUUUGGGUUGAAAUUAAGUGUUUAAUAGUUGAUUAU